UCCCACGUGCUCACACUGGCUAAAGUUCUAAAGCUUCAGUUCAUUGGGGCUAUCCUGGCUGUAGGUAGCGACUACGAUUAGGGGGCACCUGGCAUCCAGGCCCGCAUCCCACUUCCCACUUCCCACCAGGGUGUCACGCUCCUUCGGAGACUGGAUGACUGCCAUGGAGGACUCAUCGGAUCUCAGCAUCGAGCUCCCUCUGAGUCAGGAGACAUUUUCACGCUUUUGGAAACUACUUCCUCCAGAAGAUGUUCUGUCCACCUUGGUGGAGUCACCUAAUUCCAUGGAAGAUCUGUUUUUGUCCCAGGAUGUUUCUGAGCUUUUAGAAGUCCCAGAUGAAGCCUUCCAAGUGUCAGAAGCUCCUGCAGCCCAGGACCCUGUAACUGAGGCCCUCGCACUGGCAGCGCCUGCACCGCCAGCCCCUGCACCAGCCACUCCGUGGCCCCUGUCUUCUUCCGUCCCUUCUCAAAAAACUUACCGGGGCAACUAUGGCUUCCACCUGGGUUUCCUGCAGUCGGGGACAGCCAAGUCUGUUAUGUGCACGUACUCCCCUUCCCUCAAUAAGCUCUUCUGCCAGCUGGCGAAGACAUGCCCUGUGCAGUUGUGGGUCAGCGCCACACCUCCACCUGGUAGCCGUGUCCGUGCCAUGGCCAUCUACAAGAAAUCACAACACAUGACAGAGGUGGUAAGACGCUGCCCCCACCAUGAGCGGUGCUCCGAUGUUGACGGCCUGGCUCCUCCCCAUCAUCUUAUCCGGGUGGAAGGGAACUUGUACGCUGAGUAUCUGGACGACAGGCAGACUUUUCGCCACAGUGUGGUGGUACCAUAUGAGCCACCUGAGGUUGGCUCUGACUAUACCACCAUCCACUACAAGUACAUGUGUAAUAGCUCCUGCAUGGGGGGCAUGAACCGCAGGCCUAUCCUUACCAUCAUCACACUGGAAGACUCUAGUGGGAACCUUCUGGGACGGGACAGCUUUGAGGUUCGUGUUUGUGCCUGCCCUGGGAGAGACCGGAGGACGGAGGAAGAAAAUUUCCGCAAAAAGGAAGAACCUUGCCCUGAGCUGCCCCCAGGGAAUGCCAAGAAAGCACUGCCCACCAGCACAAGCUCCUCUCCCCAGCAAAAGAAAUGGAGAAUGGAGAAUUCUGAUGGAGAAUAUUUCACCCUUAAGAUCCGAGGGCGUGAACGCUUCGAGAUGUUCCGGGAGCUGAAUGAGGCCUUGGAAUUAAAGGAUUCCCAUGCUGCACAAGCGUCCGGAGACAGCCGGGCUCACUCCAGCUACCUGAAGACCAAGAGGGGCAAGUCUACUUCCCGCCAUAAAAAAACAAUGAUCAAGAAAGUGAGGCCUGACUCAGACUGACAGCCUCUGCGUCCUGUCCCAGUCCCGUCCUGUCCCAGUCCCGUCACCAGCAUCCCCCUCCUUGCCAUUUUAGGAUGUUAGGGCUUGUUCCCUGAGCUGGGAAACAACCCUGGUCCCUUCCGCUGCCUUUUUUACCUUGUAGCUAGGGCUCAGCCCCUUCUGAGUACUGGUUCCUGGCCCAGGUUGGGAGUGGGUUGGUAGAUGCCAGGUCUCUGCUGGCCUAGCGAAAUCCUAUCCAGCCAGUUGUUGGACCCUGGCACCUAAAAUGAAAUUUCACCCUACCCUACACCCUGUAAGAUUCUAUCUUGGGCCCUCAUAGGGUCCGUCUCCUCCGGGGCCCAUUUUCUUCCACUCUGCAAAGCCUGUCUGCAUUUAUCCUUCCCCAGCCAGUCUCCCUUUUUUUUACCCCUUUUUAUAUAUCAAUUUCUUAUUUUACAAUAAAAUUUUGUUAUCACUUGAA
Apodemus sylvaticus (European woodmouse) is the source of this 1820-nucleotide messenger RNA. It is a transcript of the gene Tp53, whose product is annotated as tumor protein p53. NCBI's taxonomy places the organism in Eukaryota, Metazoa, Chordata, Mammalia, Rodentia, Muridae. Gene Ontology annotation, molecular function: DNA-binding transcription factor activity, RNA polymerase II-specific; RNA polymerase II cis-regulatory region sequence-specific DNA binding; protein binding. The transcript is spliced from 11 exons. Gene Ontology annotation, cellular component: nucleus. Gene Ontology annotation, biological process: regulation of transcription by RNA polymerase II; protein tetramerization; apoptotic process. The record is from RefSeq and is a predicted model, not a curated record. The coding region runs from base 155 to 1360 and encodes 401 amino acids.